AUGGACGACGACAACGUUCACACGCCGGAGGGUUCGACGGAAGAAUCUGAUUCGGAGGUUGAAGACGACGGUGACGUUGUGAAUUACAGUGCACAUUUUGUGACAGACACGGUUUUUCUAACGUUUGACGAUGUAGUUACAUGGGCGGAUGCUGUUGCAAUAAAUCUGGGAUUUAUUUUGGUGAAAUCGUCUUUCAACAAACAGAGGGAUGGUCGACCAGUUCGAUAUUUAAGAUGUGACCGGGGACGCAGGAGUAAGCCGAGAGAUCUUGAGAACGCAAUUCAGAAGGACACCAAAACCAAGGGCAUUGGUUGUCCUUUCUACAUCAAGAUAUGUUACGAGUUCGUCACCAAUACUUGGUUUAUCUGGGCGAAAGAUGAUGUAACUGGGACCUACAACCAUCCAAUGAUUGCGUAUCCAGAGGGUCAUCGUAAAAUUAGUGGGUUGAGCUCGAAUGCGAAGCAGGUUGUGCGUGACAUGACGAAGUCUAAGGUUGCACCGCGUAACAUCAUGGCGACUAUUGCGGAGCAAUUUCCUGAUGAUCAUCCAAACAUCAGACACAUGUACAACUGCCGGAAUGACUUCAGAGAGGAGAUGUCUGAUGGGAGAGGAGUUGUUCAGCAAUUUCUACAUUUGGCGAGACAGAGUCAGUAUGUUUACUGGGUCAUGUCCGAUGAUGAAGGCGUUUUACAGCACGCCUUUAUGGCGCAUCCAGUCAUGGUAGACAUCCUACGGACGUACCCCUAUGUGAUCGGUAUGGAUUCCACUUACAAGACUAACCGAUACGGGAUGCCGUUCUUUGAGAUAGUUAGCGUGACACCAACAAAUCAGAAUUUUCUCGUCGCUUACGUGUUCAUGCGCAACGAGAGCACGGCAAGCUAUCGAUGGGUUUUGCAGAGGUUGAGAGACGUGAUUGGGUAUAAUAAGGAGCCGUCGGUUUUCUUGACAGACCGUGAGCUUGGGCUAUGUGCUGCAUUGAGGGAAGUGUUUCCAGGAACCUCGCACUUACUUUGUCGAUGGCACAUUAACAAAGAUGUGGAGGCUCGGGUCACUGCUAUGUUCAAAAGCAAGAAAAUCGGUGCGUCUUUCAAAAACGGAAAAUGGAAACGUAUCAUGGACGCUGCAACCGAGGAAGAUUAUGAGGCCGCUGUAGAAAACAUGAAAGAUAAGUGGGCAAGUUCUUUAGAUACCGUAUGGGCUCGAGUUCAUAGCCACAUUGGUAAUCAAAUCAUCGCAAUUCGUAAUGGUUUGGAGGCUUCUAGGUCGAAGAUAGGUCAAAAGUACCGACAGUUGCCACUGUCACGUAUAAACGGGAAGGUGUCUCAGCAUUGUUUGAAGGUUCUCGAUGAGGAGACAAGGAGGAUGAGGGAGAUGAGUUAUCAAGUGCACGAACGAUGUGAAUGUGCAAUGCGUGUGACCCACGGGUUGCCCUGUGCAUGCCAGAUACAUGAUUCGCUAGCUGCUGGGACAGGAUUGUACAUAAGGCAAAUUCACCCAUUUUGGAGGACCUUGGUUAUUGGUUCUGGAGAUGGUGGGACGGUGCCUGGCAAUGACUCGACCGAGGAUGCCGCACAUUUUCGUUCUCUGAUGGAGGAGGUGUUUGAUAGUGAUCCUGCUGUUCUUCGAAACGUGUCUCGCAUCAUUGAAGAGGAGCUGCAUCCGGAUCAUUCCGAUCUCAGAGAGCCUGUUGUAAACCACCGGGUUUGUGGUCGACCAAGAAACAAUGAUACAAGACGUGAUCGUUCUUAUUUUGAACAUGUAAACCGCCAACACACUGAACGCGGCGCACGACAAACAGGAGAUGUAAACGACAUUAGCCAAAGCCGUUAUCGACACAUGCUUCCAGGGCCGAUGUUGCCUUACAUCACAGGAUGGAAGGAUGUCAUUGGCGAUGGGAACUGUGGGUUUCGUUGUGUGGCCGAGUUCUUCUUCGGUGAUCAAGGCCGAUGGUAUGACGCUCGAGAGACAAUAGCGAAUGAGGUCCUCGGUUAUCGAGCCCUAUAUGAGAGGAUUUAUGGGCUUGGAAGACUUGAGAUCAAUGUGCAGCGUAUUCGAUGGGACGGUGGGGCGGUUGAUUCCCGUCAUUGGAUGCGGUUAUUAUUCUUGGUGUAG
Chenopodium quinoa (quinoa) is the source of this 2112-nucleotide messenger RNA. RefSeq lists its product as uncharacterized. The record is from RefSeq and is a predicted model, not a curated record. The transcript has 5 exons. Bases 1 to 2112 code for a protein of 703 amino acids. Gene Ontology annotation, biological process: regulation of DNA-templated transcription. NCBI's taxonomy places the organism in Eukaryota, Viridiplantae, Streptophyta, Magnoliopsida, Caryophyllales, Amaranthaceae.